AUGGAUGAACGGCUUCAAAUAUUUAUUUACCUCAUCUUCAUCGUUUCUAAGACAUAUGAGGUGAGCGUGUCUACUAGAAUUCAGAACCCAGAAAUCCUUCCUGUCGUUGGUGAGGAUAUAACAUUAGCCUGCAUCGUCGUUUCUCCAUCGAAAGAUCGCCAACUCUACUGGCAAUACGGGAACGACAGUCUCCUGGCUUCUGAUACAUGUCGAGGGGUGGGAUGCAGAAACGAGAAAAAUAUUCUAGAUAUGUCCAAGUACAUCUUGAGGGCAGAUUCUUCCAGUGGAAAUCUAACUAUCAUGAAUUUAACAGUGGAUGACAGCGGCAGAUAUCAGUGUUUAGUUUUCACAUCUUCUGAUGCAGCUGCAAGUGAAAUUGUACUGAAGGUACUGCUACCAGUCAUGCCGAGAUUGAUAUCCAUCACCGACAAUCGGUCUGAGGAUGGAUACAAGAAUAGAGCAUCAGUGAGCAUCACAUCUGGGCGAACCCUCAACCUAACAUGUUCGGUUCAAGACGCUAUACCACCUGCAGAAGUGGAAUGGGAUGUUCCCGAAGAAGUACAGAUUCAAAUAGACGAUCAGUAUAACGCUAUUCAUGUACCGCCAAGUGAUAUCAGGCUCACCGCGUAUGGAUCCAUACAUUUCAACGUAACAGGGACAAGAAGUGUCAUUGUCUUUGAGGACUCGGCAACAUCCUUCACCUGCACGAGUGUAGGAUCUCGCCCUACAGCUCUUAUAGCAUGGAGUGUUGGUUCGGACGACGACCUAGGUAUCACGACCUCUGCGUCUACCCCGAAUGAGGACGAUCAAGGUUUACGCGACACCAAGUCUACUCUACUGUUGAUUCCAAAAAGGAGGCAUCACAAUAAUCUUCUCCGAUGCAUGGCAUAUGCAGGUAUGAACCAACGUCAAACAGAAGUGAGGGUUAUCGUCUAUGGACCACCGGAUCCUCCUUACCUAAGUGGAGUGGAAGGUUUGCAGGAUGGAGUGUCAUCAAACGUGACUUGCACAUCGAACAACGGCUACCCAGCCCCAGCUUUUCAAUGGUACCUUGGAUCAAAGAACGUCACCAAAGAUUAUUAUACACAGUCUUUGAGGAAAAGAAAUCAUCGACUGGAUUCCAUAAGUUUGUACAAUUUUACACCCACGGUAGACGAUCAUGGGAAACUCAUUGUCUGCCAGGUUUUUCAAGCAAGCGCUGCACCCAUGGAGUAUUGGAGUAUCAGUGAUGUUCUUCAUGUUCUUUUCCUUCCUACAGAAUUACAGCUGUCAGCUUCCUCCAACAUAACCAACCUAACGGGAACCGAAACUUUAGUCGUCUUUCAAGACAUUCCAGCCUUCAUCACCUGCAAGUGUCUGGGGUCUCGUCCAGUUGCCAUACUCUUCUGGGAACUGGGAGAUCCAGUGGUCACGGACGGCAUCACCACUUCCGCUACCCCAAAUAGAAUGGACAGUAGUUUAUUUGAUGCAGAGAUCACAUGCAUUUACAACAAUGGAUAUCCAGCGCCGGUAUUUCAGUGGAACCUAGGAACGACCGAUCUGACCAAUAAGUCAGCAACAGAAAAAGAACCGAAUGGAUAUAAUAGGAUGUCUGCAAGGAGUGUGCUCAUGUUCACUCCAAAGGAGAGCAACCACGGCCAAUACCUUGUCUGUGAGGUCUUUCAGCCUGAAGCUCAGCCUGCGUGGUCGAGGAGCAUAGAUGCUAGACCCCGAGCCCGUAUCUUUGAGUGGUUCUUCAAUGGAUCAAGGCUGGAAAAUGACACCAAAAUAGCGGUCUACCAAUGGGAAUUCCAAGAAACUGAAACAGUUACAACAAGUACGCUGAUGCUCAGUAAUCCAAAGGUGAUCAAUGAAGGAAAAUAUGAAUGCCUGGUCAAGACACCACUGGGUAAUGGCAGUGCUGCUAUCUACUUUUCCAUCUCAAGACCUCCGGAUACCCCUAGAGUUCGCGGCAUCAACAAUUUAAAAUCUGGGAGUCAGAGCACGCUAACCUGCACAUCAAACAACGGAUAUCCGACAUCGUUGGUCCAUUGGUACCUCGGGUCUGAAAAUGUUACACAGUACUCGUCAGUUCAGACUGAGUUGACCUACGAACAACGUGUAUUCACACUAAGUAAUCUUACAUUCGUACCAACUCGCUACAACCAUGGACAGUUGUUGGUCUGUGAAAUACUACACUCUGCACCGCCAUACUCAUGGACCAAGAAUAAAACAGAUGUUCUUAACAUCGCAUACUCGCCUAGCAACAUUACCAUUUCUGUUCUACGUAUCUAUAACCAUGAGCAAUUCCUCAGUGUUCAAUUCAUAUGUACAUCCGAUGCCAAUCCGCCGGCUCGUAACUUCUACUGGUACCGUAACGGGACGAUCCUAACCAACACUACAAGACAUCUUAUUGUCGCUGGCAGGUCAUCCCAGAUGUAUACCUUCUUUGUCGACCAGACGACAUCUUCAACAUUCUUCGAUGCUUGGCUACCAGGAUUCGAUGGCGGGUUGCAACGAACGUCCAGUCUGAAAUAUUGUCCAAAGGAUGCGCAAGCAGAGACAGAGGGGUGUGGUUUUGUCACAAACAUCACAGGAACAUCCUACACAUUGGUCGGAUUUUACCCAUUCACGUGGUAUAGGAUGACUGUAUGGGAGGUGAAAAGCGCGGGAAGCAGUAGUCAGGUGGAGGUAGUGGCAUCAACAGCUCUCAUCCCAGAUCCACCAUCUUGGUUCUUCGUCGACCAAAACAAGACGACACCUUCAACUCUCUUCGUAGCCUGGGAACCACGAUUCAAUGGCGGGUUGGAACAAACAUUCACUCUGCAAUACUGUCUCAACGACACGCAAGAAGAGGGAUGUGGCAUAACGACCAGCUGGGACAAACAAGAACAUAUCUUAACAUUAUCAGAGGCAAACCAAACCCUGGAUGAAAUGUGCUUCAUCACACAGAGGACUUACAGCGGACCAGACUGUGCCUCUGUGAAUAGCUCAGAGUGCAUUGAACCGGGCACAGAGGUCAACAUUGACCCGGAUGAUGACACAGUUUUGGUGACCUUUGGGAGGGAAUUAUGCAGUAAACCAGCUGAUAUAUUAACAGGUUAA
Messenger RNA from Strongylocentrotus purpuratus (purple sea urchin), 3084 nucleotides. RefSeq lists its product as uncharacterized. Gene Ontology annotation, biological process: cell-cell adhesion. Gene Ontology annotation, molecular function: cell adhesion molecule binding. Bases 1 to 3084 code for a protein of 1027 amino acids. The record is from RefSeq and is a predicted model, not a curated record. Gene Ontology annotation, cellular component: cell-cell junction. The transcript has 12 exons. NCBI's taxonomy places the organism in Eukaryota, Metazoa, Echinodermata, Echinoidea, Camarodonta, Strongylocentrotidae.